This is a messenger RNA of Phytophthora sojae, 984 nucleotides long. RefSeq lists its product as hypothetical. The record is from RefSeq and is a predicted model, not a curated record. NCBI's taxonomy places the organism in Eukaryota, Oomycota, Peronosporomycetes, Peronosporales, Peronosporaceae. Bases 1 to 984 code for a protein of 327 amino acids. Gene Ontology annotation, molecular function: GTPase activator activity; small GTPase binding. Gene Ontology annotation, cellular component: cytosol; perinuclear region of cytoplasm; nucleus. The transcript has 8 exons. Gene Ontology annotation, biological process: nucleocytoplasmic transport; activation of GTPase activity.
AUGAGCAAGAAGGCCAAGUCCAAGCCUAAGGCUGCCGUCGUGGACGAGAACGUCGUCACACGGCAGAUCGUCGCGACCAACUACGGCAAGGCCUGCAAAGCCAUUGGCGUCCAGGUGAAUCCUCAAGUGAACGAACUUUUCCGCGGCAAAGAAGAGGAUGGAGACCUUGUGAACUUCAUCCUCGAGGGCGAGGACGUGGGAACGCUAGGCCCUGGAGGUGUCCGAUUCAGCAAUGGACCGUACACCCAGCUGCGGUACAUUCGUAUCUGGAAGCAGGAGGUCGGCAACGAGGGUGCCGCUGCAAUCGCGAGUUUGCUGCAGGCCACUUCGGGAGUGAACAUUGCGUAUCUGGAACUGUUGGACUGCGGCAUUGGGGAGGACGGAUGCAGGGCACUGGCGGAUGUGCUGUCCCAGCAGAAAGCACCUGGACUACUCACACUCCACCUCGACUAUAAUCGGGAGGUGGGCGACGCGGGCGUAAGCGCCCUUGUCGACGGGCUCUUCAACAACACAGCGUUGAAGCAACUGCACCUCAACUAUUGCAGUCUCGGGCCGGACAGCUGCAUCAAGCUCGCUCAGCUGAUCGCCAUGCCGACCUGCGCGAUAGAAACCCUGUCACUUCAGGGCAACAGCGUGGAAGCUGACGGCUUGCAACACCUUUCACUGGGCCUCGCGCGCUCACACAAGCUGGUCACACUCAACUUGUCGGACAACGGCAUCCGCAACAACAUCGAGGCGCUCACAGCUUUUCGUGACGGACUCCUUCGUGGCAAGGCUCUGGCGAAUGUGGACUUCACCUUCAACCUCAUCGAGCCCGAAGGCGCCAACGUCCUGCUACCAGCUCUUGCUCCCGACAACACGAAACUUCUGUCCUUCCUGGUGGAUUCUUCACUUCCCGGAGACAUCUUCCAGCAGCUCAACCGCGCGCGCAAGGCUGAAGGCAAAAAGAAGGGGAAGAAAGGAGGCGGCAAGAAGAAGAAAUAA